UUCAUACUAACCCUCUUCAUACAAAGCUCAAUAUCGUCACACAAAAGGGAAUUGGAAGGGAAGGAAUUUGAAGAAUGAGCCGUGUAAAUUUUAGGGUGAUUUUAUCUUAAUAAAAAUGUGUACGCGUGAUCAGAAAGGGUUAAAACAUGCGUUCACAUAAAUAGUAAUUAGUAAUGGCCUAUUAAUUCUUAGUCUUCUCUAUUCUAAAAACUUUCAAUUUCCCCACAAACUACAACGGCAUUUUAAUGAUAAAUAACUGACUAAUACACUUGUUAUCUUUGAUACAAGCACAUCUUAUCUUUGUCUGUUGUCCGCAUUCAAUACAAUGCAUACGCGUGUGUAGUGGUUGUAACGAUUGAAAUUGAAAAAGACAUAUAUUAAAAAAAUUAACAAGUGCAGAAAUGAUUCCAUUAAAAUAACAAAACAUUUAGUUACCUAUUAUUUACGUAACGUAACUUAACCUAACGUCAAGUAUUGUUGUAUUUAUAAUUGUAGGUGCGUACUAAAAGUGAAAUAUGGGUCAAGCAUUCAAUGUGAGCCAGGAACCAUGUCUAUCAUCUGAUGAUGAUUGGAGUUUCAGUUCGAAAAAAAUAAACAAAGCUGACAUAAAUACUGUGGACGCCUGUGUACAACAAGAUAAUAUAUUAGAUGAUCUCGUAACAAAUGAAGGCCUUUAUGAACCUCGGAAAUUCCAAUCAUGGCAAAGAAGAAGAAAGGGAUACUAUACAUCUAGAAGAUUUGAAGCGAGGCAUGGUAUGACUGAUAUAGACCACGGGGAACCAUCAGAAAUUGAGAAAGAAGAAGACUUAAAUGAUACAUUUGGAUUACAAUUACAGUCAUCCGUUCCAUCAGAAAAACUUUUAUAUGUCGCUAAUCCUAAACUAUCAAAAUCAACAAAUGAACAAGAAAAACCACUAGAAGUUGAGAACAAACUUACUACAGAGACUGAUUCUGUUGUAGACAAAACACCUCAUGAGCUUGCUAUAAAAUCGUUUGAAGAACGUUUUUUUGCAAAAAAUCAAGCAGAGCCUAUCAAUGACAUUAUACCACUUAGAACGAAAAAAGAGGUUUAUGAAGCCCAAAACGUAUUUGCUACUAGUCCUAACAACAUGUCCGAGUCAGAUUCAGAGUUAAGAACGUAUGAAUUAGAGAAAUUCUCAAGAAAUGAUAUGAUUAUUUUCAAUCAUGAAAACUUCAUUAACGGACCGAAAAGACGAGGCACAGCUUUAGAUGUAGCUGCGUUAGAAACUACAUUUAAACAAUUUCGAUUUGAUGUGACCACUCACAAUGAUCUAACAGUAAAAGAUUUGUUCACAGAAUUGAAAAAAUUUAGCAGAAGGGACUUCAGUGCUAGCGGCUGCCUUUGCGUGGCGAUCCUGACUCACGGACAAGACCACGGCUAUCUGAGGGCAUUUGACACACGUUAUUGCGAAAGAGAUGUAAUCGCCUGCUUUGACGCUCGUCUUAAUCCCAGCUUGGUAGCCAAACCAAUCAUAUUCUUAAUUCAGGCAUGCCGCGGUCGACAACCGGCUUCGGCUGUAGAAGCGCGUUCCAUAAGUGUACAUGAUCCUAUUCAGACUGUGGAAGUAGACGCUGUGUUACCAACAGAGAAAUAUCGCAGGCCCAUGGACUCAGAUAUAAUCAUGUUUCAUAGCUCGUUCUUUGGAAGAGCCUCUAUCAGAGUGGUUGAAGAGGGCACGUGGUUUAUACAAACGCUUUGUGUGCAGAUAAGAUUGCACGCUGCAACCGAUCACUUCGAGAAAUUGUGCAGAAAGGUUCGAACCAUCGUUGCUCACAUGGAGCAUGAAGGGGCAAAGCAAAUGCCAGUAGUUACCACAACAUUACUAAAAAAGCUAUAUCUGAAGAAGACACUUUCUAGUUUAGAUAAAUCUGAGAAAUCUAAAGAUGAAAUGUGGCAACAGGCGCUGAUGAAAACACUUUCUCGUAUGCCUCGGCGUGGAAGUAAAUUCGAUCGAGUUACUUUAUUAAAAGCACCUCAACCGGGUCCUAAGAUGGUAAUUGGGGUGUAUACGAAUAAAUACAAAACUUUAAACGUCCAAUGUUAAGUUAGUUAAUUUACUACAACGGCCUGAUUCGAAGAAUGAUUAAGACACGUUUAAGAUCUUGGAAAGAUCUUUAAAAGAUCGAUAACUGAACGACAUGCCAAAAUUUACAUUUACUUCGAUUCCGCUGUGAUCCCAAUAAGAUCUAUCUACGAUAUUUCUAACGUCAAAGUGACAUUGACUGCCCGCAUCGAGCUGCUUCUGUCAAUUAUACGACAUACAAACGAUAUCUAAAUGAGAACUUAUCUAAACCAGAACUUAUCGUUAUCGUAUUGCAUUCUUCGAAUCGGGCCGUAAGAGAGGUUUGAGAUACUUUGAGAUAUGCAAGUUCUAUGAUGGUAAUUAAAACGUUAAAUAUUAAGGAGAGGAAAUGAUUAACUAAUUUACUAUAAGAGAGGUUUGAGACACUUUGAGAUAUGCGGGCAUUUUUCUCUGCCACUCUAAUUACGCCUUAAGUGGAGUAAAAGAGAAGGAUGCUCGCAAUUUACGACCUUUGGUAUUCACGGUCGGCCCUUUGAAAUCAUUUGAACAAAACAGUUCAAAUAUUGCAGAUUAUAUAUGUGUGUUUACUUUAUCUUAGUAAGUAUCAAUUCAUUUUCAUUUGGCAACAGUAAACCUAAAAAAACCUUAAGUUUCUUGCAUGCCAGAUGCUGGUGAAAUAUGUGUUAUGUAUAAUAUUGUCUGACCAUCUUUUGUACCAUAUUUCAUUCAAAAUAAAGGUAUUUUGUAUUUGUAUUUGAAAAUUUCCAUAGCAGCAGAGAAGUAAAAUCAGACCAACAUAAGAUAGCAGCGAUUUUGACAGCCCUUUGAUUUUGACAGCCAGACAGUGCAAGUUAUUUUAAACGUCAAACUUCUAUGGAAUUAUGACGUUUACGUAACACUUGCACAGGCUGGGCUAUCAAACUCGUGCAAACUUAGCUUGGUCUGACUCUAUUACGCGUGUGAUUCGUUUAAAUCAAUAACAACUCUAACAGACCAAUUGGAGUUUUAGUUAUUCGAUCUGAUUCCAAUAUGAUACUGAUCUGUCAAUGUCAAACGUGACAUUUCAUCAAGCAAAAAUGUCACUUUUGAUACUGACAGACAUUGACUGAUAUUUAAAUACUGACUGAUAGUCAAUCAAAAUAGAGCAUCUGGCUUUCCACUUCUUAUGAAUGGACAAUUCAAGCAAUGAACUUGUCCUAAUGACAAUUUUGUUAUGAUAUAUGCAUGAUAAUUAAGUGAUAUCAGUUAGAUAUCAUUCUGAUAUCAGUGUACGUUCGAAUUGGCCUGUGUAGACUGUAAUCUUCUUCAAUGGUUUUCGUUGGGUUUCGAUUAACGAGUGUAUGGAAACUGCCACGUCAUCGGCAUGCAAUCACAUGAACAAUUGCUCGAUCAAACUUGUCUGCUUUUUUCACAAAAUAACGUUAACUUGUUGUUUAAAUUUGUGCACCAGUUUAAUUCAGUUCCUGUAAACUUUGUACAGGUCCUUGGCAGAAUGUAUUAUAACGGAAUGUUAAAGUAAACCAAAAUCAAGUAAAAUAUCAGAUUCAGCAUCAGGCAGUGUCUGUUGGUAAUGUUACAUGGCAAUUGAAAUAGAUGUCAUAUAGGUAUGUAUAAUAGAAAAAGUAAGGAAGCCAUGUGAAGUGCUGAAGGCCGGAUCCGGCACUACAGACACAUACGUGUCACACCAGCCACUGAACAUGGGGUGGGUACAUGAUGGUCAUACUGAGCAUGCAAUUUACUAUGAGACCAAUCCCGAAAUCGCGAUAAAAAAUUUAACUCUCCCAUACAAGAUACCAACAUCAGCCAGCCAAAAUGUAUGUGAGACACAAUUUUAGUAAAAGUUUCUCAGUAUGACCUAUACAACGUGUACCUACUCCACUUUCAGUAGCUCAUCUAUUUCAGUUUAUAAUUUUCAAAACCUUUUGUCUUUUAUUUAUAAACAAUUGUUACGGUUGUAUAACACACUGAUACUCUUACUUUAAAAAAAAAUUUGUAUGCCCAAAUAGCUCUGUUUUAUCCGGUAGAAACUUUAUUAAACGUGAUGUUAAAAUAUUUUCAAUAAAGAAACUGUAAGUAACUAGUUUUAAGGAAAAUUUCCUGUGUUAUAUACAUACCGUGUUUUUAUUGAAUUCCGUUAACUGUAUGGGUGAGUACGUUUAAGGAAACUAAAUGUAUAUAGAAUAUAGUUUAAUUUUUUUUUGUAUUUUUAUAAAAAGUAAUUCAAUGUUACGUGCAGCGUUGUUGUAACAUGGGCAUUACAUUUAAUUCAAUCAAACAAUUGAAAACUAUGACAUAUCAAUGUUAUUUCGAACAUCGAUCGUCCGAGAUAGUACUUACGUUUAGUAGUAAAUGUACACACUCGUACUAAACACUAAUCAAUAUGUAAACAGGCCUUAAGGCAAGUGUAUACGCUCGUAAGAGCCUUAUAAGAUAUAUUAUAAAACAAAUUAUUGAUUAUCUCCGAAAUGGUUUUAAUUAGAAUACCGGUUUGAGAAAGUUACUUAAUUUAAGCUCAGGAAUGGAACCCUUGAAACUAACUGAAAUAAAAAAAACACGGUGUAUAAGUAUAUAACUAAAAAAUACUGUUUGUUUCUUAAAUAAAUAAAUGAAAGUGAAAAUAUAGACUAUGUACUUAAAAAUACAAAUACUUAAAAAAUAUAUUGCUUUGUUCCUAAAGUUGUCAAUGUUACAUGCAAAUUGUAUAUUACUAAUAAAUGCAACACUUGAAACCAUAAAGCUCUUAAACUAUUCUUCCGCGGUGACCACAACAUCGACUGUGGAUUUGAAAACUCAUUCAAGAGGGGAGUUGCAUCUAUCAAAAUUAAAGUGUAAAAGUAUCGUUAUUUAUAUAGUUUUUACCUUAAGAAAAAAACAUAAGAUUUAUACUUAAUUUCAAAAUUUUAUCGUUGUUUUAUUAUGUGUAUGUCACGUGACUGAAAACGCCGACCACCAUUUUUUCUCGUGGGUCACGUCACUAUAGCAGAUACAGCAAUAAAAUUCUAAAUCUUUAAUCUAAAAUUAUGGCGUCCUGAUAAUUGAGUCUGCCUUUUUGUUCAAAUUAAAAAAAUAGUCUUUGCAUAUAGCGAUUUUGUAUUCAUGAAAUAAACAUAUCAGUUGGCUAUCGAAGCUAUACGAAAGUUUAUAAAUAUAUUUGACAAAACAAAACAGAAUAGCCUAUUAUCGGCCCGAUUCGAAUAAUAAUGCCAUAACGAUAAGUUCUAGUUUAGAUAAGUUCUCAUUUAGAUAUCGUUUGUAUGUCGCAUAAUUGUCAGAAGCAGCUCGAUUCGGGCAACCAAUAUCAUUUUGUCGUUAGAAAUAUCGUAGAUAGGUCUUAUUGGGAUCACAGCGGAAUCGAAAUAAACGUCAAUUUUGACAUAUAAUUUAGUCAUCGAUCUGUUAAAGAUCUUUCCAAGAUCUUAAACGUGUCUUAAUCAUUCUUCGAAUCGGGCCGUAUGUAUCUUGUGCUCAUAUAAUAAAUUAGAUAUUUGUUCAUUAAAACGAAAACAGAAUAAAAUGUAAAAAAAACUGAGGUGAGCUAUACUUAUAUAGUUAUAAUAUAAUAUGGGGUAUUGCGGGAGCAAAAAUCAGAAGGACGUCUUCAUUAAAUUCAUAUAUUUAUUAAAAUUUAAUCAAAUAUUAAAACAACAGCAUUUGGGCUGAGGAGAUGUGAUCACAUCUCCUCCACGUAAGAAACUAAAUGAAUCUCCUGGAGCACUCUAAUAUUUCUAAAACUAUUUAAAUUAAAUCAUCUAUCUCUUUCUUAUCCAAUGGCACCGUUUGACUCUAACAGUUUCAUUCCGUUCCAAGCGUUCGCCAAUCUCACAUCCUACAUAAACGUAAGGCUAGAUUACAUAUCAUGUUUCCAUAUAACAAUUGAGAAUAUCUUAUCAAGUUUUGAAUAUAAUUCUAAAAACAGCAUUUUAACAAUAACUGACUAAUCCACUUGUUAUCAUUCGAUAAAGUAUCUUAUCUUCAAUUGUCAUCCGUAUUUAAUAGAAUGCAUACGCUUAUUGUGUGGGUAGUGUUGCAAAAUUUAAAAUGAACAAAGAACUUUAAAAAAAAAAAAAACUCUCGUUAUAAUAUACUAACAUGUGCUACAGAUAUGGUUACACAAGGAUAAUAAAUAGUUCACUUAUUAUCUACGUAACCUAACGUAACGUAAAUUAACGUCAAAUAUUGUUGUGUUUAUGAUUGUUCGUAUUCAAAGUGAAAUAUGAGUCAAUCAUUCAAUUUGAGCCUAGAAGAAUCUCCAUGUGGAUCAUCUGAUAAAUAUUUUAGUACCGCUUCGAAAAAAAUGAACAAAGCUGACACAAAUACUGUGGACAACGCGAUUCCUAGGUUGGAAGAUUCGAAAUCGUUUGAUGAACGUUCUUUUGGAACAAACCAAGCAGAAUCUAUCGAAGACAAAAGUAACAUUGUACCACAUGGAAUGAACAUAGGAGAUUUUGAAGCUCCAAGUUUAUUCUCUAUCAGCCCUAAACUGUUGCAACGAACAAAUGAUCAAGAAGAACCACUAAAAGCAGCUGAAAAUCAACAUGAGAUAGAUGAUGGUUAUGAAAACACAAAAGUAGCUGAUAAUGCGAUUGAUAGAAAUAAGUUUCUAGAACUUUUUGAUAGAACUCUAAACCAAUAUUAUAAUGAGGUAUUAGAUAUAGAUGAAAGCAACACAUUCCAGUCAGAUUUAGACUCAGCGACGUACGAAUUAGAGAAAUUUGAAAGGAAUGAUAUGAUUAUUUUCAAUCAUGAAAACUUUAUGAGCGAACGGAAAAGGCGAGGUACAUCUUUAGACGUAGCAGCAUUAGAAAACACUUUUAAGCAAUAUCGAUUUCAUGUGACUACCUAUAAUGAUCUAACAGAGAAUAAUUUGUUUGUUGAACUUAAGAAAUUUAGUAGAAGGGAUUUCAGUGGCAGCGGUUGUAUCUGCGUGGCGAUCCUGACUCACGGACAAGAUCACGGCUAUUUGAGAGCAUAUGACACGCGUUACUGGGAGCGAGACGUCAUCGCCUGUUUUGACGCUCGUUUAAAUUCCAGCUUAGUGGCAAAACCGAUCAUAUUCUUAAUUCAGGCUUGUCGGGGCCACCAACCGGCUGCUGUUGUAGAAGGUGUACCUAAACCUGUUCAAACUGUAGAACUAGAUGCAGUAGAACGGUUGGAUAACUAUCGGAGGCCUAUGGACUCAGAUAUAAUCAUGUUCCAUAGCUCUUUCUUCGGGCGAGCCUCUAUCAGGGUGAUCGAAGAGGGGACGUGGUUCAUACAAACGCUAUGCAAACAAAUAAGAUUGCACGCCGCCACAGACCACUUCGAGAAGUUGUGCCGAAGAGUUCGGAGCAUCGUCGCUGAAAUGGAAUAUGAAGGGGCAAAGCAAAUGCCGGUUGUUACCACAACAUUACUCAAGAAGUUAUAUCUUAAGAGGACACCGUCUAAUAACUGUACUGUUACAUAGAAACAAUGUGGCCUAACGCGCAUACGCAUAGUGAAUACGCUUUGUCUUAUGCCCUGACCAAAAAGAAAAUGUUCUUAAAGCCGAUUCAAAUUUAACAAAUUGCUACGCUUUCGAAUUAUCCUCCUGAUCAAAUUCCGCAGAGUCAUAAUUAAUAGAUUCUACUGUACAUAAUACA
Messenger RNA from Cydia pomonella (codling moth), 7663 nucleotides. Its product is annotated as caspase-6-like. The transcript has 7 exons. Gene Ontology annotation, molecular function: cysteine-type endopeptidase activity. Gene Ontology annotation, biological process: proteolysis. The record is from RefSeq and is a predicted model, not a curated record. Lineage: Eukaryota; Metazoa; Arthropoda; Insecta; Lepidoptera; Tortricidae. Bases 6259 to 7488 code for a protein of 409 amino acids.